This is a messenger RNA of Harpegnathos saltator (Jerdon's jumping ant), 2666 nucleotides long. RefSeq names its product ileal sodium/bile acid cotransporter. The record is from RefSeq and is a predicted model, not a curated record. NCBI's taxonomy places the organism in Eukaryota, Metazoa, Arthropoda, Insecta, Hymenoptera, Formicidae. The transcript is spliced from 10 exons. Gene Ontology annotation, cellular component: membrane. The coding region runs from base 1231 to 2643 and encodes 470 amino acids.
AUGCCUGUCAAUAUCGGCUGUAUUCUCUCGCGAUUUUUCUCUUCCUUCUUUUCAAAAUUCCUUUGAGAAGGGAUUGUGCGUUAGUUACAUUUCGAACCUGGAAAGUAUAGAACAUGAUGUAAGUAAAGAUCGAUCAAAUGUUUCUGUCAGCGGCUUUAAUGAGAAAACAUUCUACUCUCAAUUUAAGUAACAGUAACGGAGUAUCGCUGAUGAUCCCCCACUCUUGGGUACAUAACGUAAUAACUAGAUAGCGAAAAAGAGAAGUCUUCGAGGAGAGCACGGAACAUACAUUUAUUCGCGCGAGACGAACGCACGGAGUUCGCUGCAUAAUACGGGAAAACCGCACAUGUUUAACACGAGACGUGACUGCGAAUGCAGUUGGAUGUUGUGAAUUGCUGUGAAUUGUUGUGACAAAAAUUGCAAGGAUAUGCAUGUUCGCAUGCGAGGCAAAUUACAUGCGUAAUUACAUGUUAAGCAAACGAAAUAUAAGCGGUACGUUCGGAGCAACGAUGUCUAUUGCCACACUGUAAAUUUCCAGAGACUUCCUCUAAUCUCCACCAUUCAGGAUAUCGAUAAUCGAAUUUUCGACUAAAUAUCGUGUGAAAUAGAAACCUAUGAAGGUUAAUUUGAAAAUCAAGGCAAAAUAUUUAUUCAUUUCGAAAGCUUCAACAAAAUCAUACAAUUUUCAACGUUAAAUAUCUCUAUAAUCAUAAUUUUACAUCCAAUUACAAUUAUCCAAUAUUGGAGAAACACAGACUCCGAGAAUCCAAUUCAAAGAAUUCAAAUAAUUCCGCGACACUCCGUAUAAAGAUUACCCUGCAUUGAUUCAAGUUCAUUGUCGGUGGAUUGACUGAAUAAGAAGAGCGUCACAGGAGAACUCGAUAAAAUAAUUGGUGCAACAAAUGGAACAUCAGAAGUUGUUAUCAGUUCGGCGAAUAUCUUGCGCAAAAACAACGCAAUUUCGCAAUCGUGUUUAUCUUUGCGACUGCGAGAGAUAAAGCAAUGAUCGCAUAUAUUUAGCAUGAAAGUUAGGUUUUGGGGAAUUGCCUACCGGCACCUCCCACUAUACUAAGCACAUAAGAACGGUAGUGGAAUUCAGUGCCGAUUAUGCAAUUAUUCGUAAUGUCUCGUCAUCGCAUAAAUAAUAACCUUUAAUAUUGUCUGUGAAAAACUAAAAAGGCAAAGAUUAAUCAUUAUGUAAUGUGAUAUGUAUAAUGUAUAAUUAUACAUAUGUCAAAUAUCUCUUAUGCGACGCUAAAUAUGACAAGGCGUGUAAAACUGGUGUACGCGAAGAGAAUGUCGAUUGUAGCUGCUAUAAUAGGACUCUUACUAUUGCGAGGAGCAGCAGCUGUACCAGCAUGGACCAUUGACAUUGCAUCUGAUAUAACUGUGCAUAUGAACAAUAUAGCAUCAGUUCCAUUCAUCAUAUCAUCUAAUGUUCCUGCAGAAUUAAGAUUGACAUUAGUGCCAAGUUCAAACAAUAAUGUCGCAAAAACAAGUAUACAUAUACUGGCGCAGAAUGAAACUUCUUUCAAUGGCAUUUUAAAUGUUACCGGUGUCUUCCUUGGUACAACAAAAUUGACGUUUGCUCUGAUAGAAAAUGAGAACAUAAAAUACAGUAAGGAUGUUUCCACUAUUACUGUAAUACGAGAGGAACGUACAAUAGAUACUAUAUUUACCAUUAGUGUCGCAGUGCUCGUAUCCAUUCUAUAUAUCAACUUUGGCUGUGCCAUGGAUUGGGAUAUAUGUCGCAAUACAUUGAAGAAGCCAAUAGGUCCAGCUAUAGGUUUUGUCUGCCAAUUUGUUAUCAUGCCAUUGUUAAGUUUUGUCAUUGGAUAUAUUUUAUUUCCUGGUCAGCCUGAACUGCAAAUAGGAAUGUUCUUCACAGGGAUAAGCCCGAGUGGUGGUGCUUCUAACAUUUGGACAGUAUUACUUGAUGGCAAUUUGAAUCUCUCGGUCACAAUGACAACAUUAUGUACCAUUGCUGCAUUUGGAAUGAUGCCAUUUUGGAUUUUCACAUUGGGCAGAUAUAUCUUUGCACAGGGAAAUCUCACAGUACCCUACCGCCAAAUUGGUACAUUUGUGAUUGGCCUUGUGAUUCCACUGGCUGUAGGAUUUUUCAUUCAAAAGAAACUUCCAAGGAUAUCAAAGAUAUUAAUACGAAUAAUGAAACCGUUUUCUGUGGUUCUAAUUCUGUUCAUCAUUAUAUUCGCUAUCUUAACCAACUUAUAUCUUUUUCAACUGUUUUCACUGAGGAUCAUCAUAGCAGGAAUGGGUCUGCCUUGGUUAGGCUUUUUGUUUGGUUUCAUAAUAGCAAAACUCUGCAAGCAACAUCAAGCUGACAUACGAGCCAUAGCCAUCGAAACUGGUAUUCAGAACACAGGUGUGGCCAUAUUUUUGUUACGAUUCACCUUACAGCCACCUGCUGCUGAUCUGACCACUGUGAUUCCUGUGUCUUAUGCGAUCAUGACACCAAUACCAUUAAUAAUUCUGUACCUCAUAAAGUUAGCUCAUCAGUAUAGGCAAAGAAAGAAGGCAAAAAAUGUAUCAAAUUUUAAUCCAUCAUUAAAGGAUCAGGCUAUAAUUACUCCUAACACCAUGCAGCCAAAUAUGUCUAAUAUGUUGAUUGAUCAUACGGAAUAAAGUAACAACAAGUUUUAUGAUGA